Messenger RNA from Megalops cyprinoides (Indo-Pacific tarpon), 597 nucleotides. Its product is annotated as relaxin-3-like. The record is from RefSeq and is a predicted model, not a curated record. Gene Ontology annotation, molecular function: hormone activity. Bases 89 to 547 code for a protein of 152 amino acids. Gene Ontology annotation, cellular component: extracellular region. NCBI's taxonomy places the organism in Eukaryota, Metazoa, Chordata, Actinopteri, Elopiformes, Megalopidae. The transcript is spliced from 2 exons.
AAAACGAAGAGACACCCAGACGCCUGCUACGAAGGAAGCAGCGGACCACCCUCCUCUUCGCCCCCCCCCGAGCUCCGACAGUGCCGUGAUGUGGAAAGCCGUGGUGCUGGCCGUUUGCCUGCUGGUGUCCAGCGUGCAGGCGCUAGAGGGACACCCGACAUACGGAGUCAAACUGUGCGGCCGAGAGUUCAUCCGGGCGGUCAUCUUCACCUGCGGGGGCUCGCGGUGGAGACGGUCAGUCAGGAGCGCAGGAGACCUUUCUCAGGACCCCUUCUCUUCUCACGACGAUGAGGCCGUAGACAGCUGGAGCCCCGACUCUCUCCCCGAACUCCCCUACCAGCAGGUCCCCGAGAGAGAGCCCUCGGUCUGGGCCAGGGAGGAGAACGAGGGCGCCGUGCUCAGCCGCUCAGUGCGCUCCCUAAUUUCAGAGGAAGUGCUGGAGGCCCUACGGACAUCGGACAGGAAGGGCCGCGACGUGGUGGUGGGGCUGUCCAACGCCUGUUGCAAGUGGGGCUGCAGCAAGAGUGAGAUCAGCUCGCUGUGCUGAGAUUCAUCCCUUUUGCUCUCUGUCUUUCCUCUCUUUCCCCUUCUCUUUUG